GGGGUAUAUAGCAGGCAGGGUGAACGCGCAGGAGGCAGAGUUUGGAGAGUUGGCACCGCUGAGACCCUGAUCAAAGAGCAGGAUUUAGUCCCCAUCAUGGCCUUCUCGUGCUGGAUUUGGAUUGCUGUGUUUCUUUUCUCUAUGACAAGUGACAGUGGAGUACUUGGUCGUGCAGUAUACAAGCAGGGAUUUCUGUCACAGCCGCUGAAAUCCACAGAUGGAUCCCCCGGGCUGGCUUUACGCACGGGCGCGUCGACGCGGAUGAGGCGCGGAGUCGCGGGGACGCACGGGGGGCAGUGCGCGGAGCUGGCGGCGCCUUGGCUGGACAACACGAAACAAUCUGUGGACGAUAAUCCAACAGUGCUGCAGCUCCGCGUUCGGCCUUUUUCUCCUGGCGCAUCUCAGGGCCUGGUGUUCCCAGGGAAGCAUCUUUUCAGCUUCGUCCGGAGGGUUUACCGCUGCUGUCAGGAGGGGCUGAACUGCAGGAGCGUGAAGGGGAUACAAGGUCGCCUGAGAGGAGAUAGCGGUGUGGAGUUUCUCCUCACUAGGGAUAACUUAUCACUGACGGUUAUGAGGGCAGAGCUCCACCUUCAACUUUCCAACCCUCAACAUCUGGACAUCCAUCCUGUGCUUUCAUCUUUAGCCAAACGUGACCUUCCGACAAGGUACAGCUUGUGGUCUCGAGGCGACACGGUGGAGCUGAGGGUGGAUCUGCUCUUCCUCUUCCAGAGUCUGCAGGAGGCGGCAGGUGUUGCCAGAGGGGGUCCCAGCCUGGUGAACAUGCGGCGGGUGGUGUUCUCCUCCAGAGGGGAUCGAUCGGGAGAGAAGCCCUCUUCGGGAGCUCUGCAGGACUCUGAUGGCGACGGGUGGGGGGAUGGUGCUGCUAAUGCUGUGCCUCCUCUGGAGCUGGGCUUGGUCCUGAGCUGCAGUCGGGCUGGAUCAGGGGAGAACUGCAGGACUGGUGGUGUUCACCUCGUACAUACACCUUUCAUUGCUCUGUACUAUAGGUGAAGUUUGACAGGACUGCAGACAUCCUCUGCUGGCUCAUACAGCUGACUCAGGGAUCAAAGUGAUGCACUUCAACAUCAAAUCUAUUAUUUAUAAAUGUUAUUUUUUGUUAAAUAUAUAUACACAUAUGUAAAUAGGAUA
Cheilinus undulatus (humphead wrasse) is the source of this 1149-nucleotide messenger RNA. RefSeq lists its product as uncharacterized. The record is from RefSeq and is a predicted model, not a curated record. The transcript has 3 exons. Lineage: Eukaryota; Metazoa; Chordata; Actinopteri; Labriformes; Labridae. The coding region runs from base 97 to 1011 and encodes 304 amino acids.